AUGAAGCUAUCAGAAAUUAAGAAGUUAAAAGUGGCUGAGCUUCGGUUGAGGCUUGAAGAAGCCGGUUUGGACAGUCGGGGGCUCAAGGGAGACCUUGUAGAGCGGUUGUGGUCAUUUCUGGAUGACGGCAGCCAACAAGGGAACACGCAUAAACAGGACAGUCAGCGACAAGGUAAUAAUGAUACUCUGGAAGUGGAGGUGGCCCCCAUUUCCUCUUUAUCUCCAUGCUCUACCGUGGUGGAAAUACCCGGUGCGACCACAAUGAACGGACAGACGGACCUGGCCCAAGAGUUCCACGACUCCGCCACGCAGACUGAAGCUGAAGUACUUCCUGACACUCCAGUAUGUCAAGUCGAGAAGAAUGAGCUGGAGCAGCCGGCGGCAGAGGAGGAACGAGGUCGAGCGUUCUACGAGUUUAAAGAAGAGAUUCGAUAUAAAAGAGCUAAACCACCAAAAGCUCCACCAAAGAAAGAGGAGGUUGAUGCAGAUUACGGAGAUAUAAUCAAACUGCAUUCAUAUGACAGUCACCUACACUUUGAGGUGGAUUCGGACGGCGCCUGCGGCCAGCCGCGAUUUUGGGUCAAAUUUCCCCUGCUUUGGUCCGGAUGCAGACUCUCGCACGGGGUCUCACAAGGUCGGGUGGGCUUCCAGGUGAGGCUAGAGAGGAGGCUGUCGAUCUCACAGCCAGAUGCCUCGCAAGGCGACCAGACUUACGGGAUGAGAAUAGGCUGGUCCGCUGCCCAAACGUCCCUCAUGCUAGGACAAGAAGAAUUUUCUUUCGCCUAUGAUAGACGUGCUAGAAAAGUGACGUGCGGGAAAGAAGAAGAGUUCGGGGAGCCGUUUUGCGAAGGGGACAUCAUUGGAUGCUAUGCCUCUUUCUCCACGAAAGGCGACGUUCAGCUCUCCUUCCACAAAAAUGGCCGUUUUAUUGGCGUGGCCUUUUCCCUGGAGGCAUCCAAACUACGAGGCCGUGCUCUUUUCCCUCACGUGUUGUGUAAGAGUUGCGUGGUGCGCUUCCUAUUGGACCCCACGGAUCUCCCCUGGUAUCCCGUUCCUCCUGGUUUCACCCAACUGGCGGCACUCCCCGCCGGGCUGAGAUGUCGCAACACAUCUGCACCGAGCUCCAUAGCGCAGAGUGAGAUGAUUUUAAUGGUGGGUCUCCCCGGUUCUGGUAAGAGCCACUGGGCCCGAGCUCACAUACGCCAGCAUCCAGAGAAAAACUACAAGCUGUUGGGCACCGAGGUGCUACUUGCAUGCAUGAUGGGCGGGGGCGCGAGGGAGCAGCGGCUGCAGCAAGCUGCCCAGUGUCUGACUGAGCUUAUCAAAAUGGCCGCUCAGACGCCAGGCAACUACAUCCUGGACCAGUGCAACACCCACUUCUCUGCACAGCAAUACAAGCUGCAGCUGUUCUCCAGCUUCGGGCGACGCAUGGCAGUGGUGCUUUUCCCCACGGCGGACGAGUGGAAAAGACGACUGUCACAGCAACGCGAGGCUGGCGAGGUCAUUCCCGAGAUUGCGUUGCUCAAACUCCAAGUCAGCUGCAGUCUUCCCGAGCAGCUCGCUGAUGUUUUGGACGAGUUGCGUUACGUAGAGCUGGAGCAGGAAGCAGCGCAGAUGCUGUUGCGGGAGUAUAAAGACGAGGCCCGCCGACUGCUACCGCCUGUUACCAAACCGGAAAAACCCAAGAAAUAUCUGGCUAAGAAAAGGCCAUAUCCGCAUUGGCCUCCAAUACCUCCUCCUCCUCACUUGGGAAGCCAAAUCAUGGCCUGGAAUAACAUGCCGUCUUGGAGCCAGCAUUGGAAUGUACCUUAUCAUGACCAAGCCAUGUACUACUGCAGUGGCAACGAGAGCUAA
This is a messenger RNA of Nerophis lumbriciformis (worm pipefish), 1854 nucleotides long. NCBI's taxonomy places the organism in Eukaryota, Metazoa, Chordata, Actinopteri, Syngnathiformes, Syngnathidae. The record is from RefSeq and is a predicted model, not a curated record.